Messenger RNA from Acaulospora colombiana, 1080 nucleotides. Lineage: Eukaryota; Fungi; Glomeromycota; Glomeromycetes; Diversisporales; Acaulosporaceae. The record is from the annotation of a GenBank genome assembly.
AUGACGCAUUCCAAAUUCAAUAACAAUUUGGGACCUUCGAGCGCAUUUGAACAAAAGAGUCGACAAGAUGACCGAAUUGGGAGUCCGCCUAAAUCCCCGGUGUUCCAAAAGAACCUUUCGGACCUUCAGGAGAUCAUCUCUACCGUAUUCCAAUCAUUUCACGGGUGCAAGAUAACCACAUCGGACGAAUAUCUCCAGGAGAAGUUGAGUAAAAUCACCCACGAGGAUGGGAUCUUUUAUAUCGCCACCGUACAAUCCAUCCAACAUAACGAUCAGAUAAAGUCGCACGCGGAAAAUAUAAUCAAUUACAUUCAGAAAACCAGAUCUUUGGCAACGACCGCCGGUCGUCGCCCGGUUCCCAAGGAGCUCAUUAGAGAUUCCAUGGACAUCAAGGAGUCGGUGAGGGGAUUGAGAAAUGAUUAUGACGGAGUGCUGAGACGACUGAGAAUCAUUCAGGAAGAGCUUCGUAAACGGAAAUGCGAUAUCAGCAAGCGCAUAGAUGAGAUUCCUUUUUACGAAUCGCAGGUGUACAUGUAUAGGAAGAAGUCCAAGCUUCAUUUCAUUCGGUCCAAGAACCUAUUUUUAUUUGGUGGUGGCAUGAUAUUUGGCGCCCUCCUGAUUGUCAUGUGUGCUCUGGGAGAUGCGAAUGAAUCGAUAAUAAUACCGAUCAAUCUAACGAUGUUGGGACUUGGCCUUUUGCUGAUUAUGGUUGGACUGGCGUUCAAGGCGACUUCAUACUUGCACAUCCGAAAGUCGGAUCUUAUUGACGAGGAAAUCGAGUACACCAAUAAAUUGUCGGAAACCACGAAUGACCAGGAGACGCGGAUGAUAGAACUUAACCUGAUCGACAUCAUCUUCCAACUAAAGAUCAUUCUUGCUUAUUGGAAGAAAUGCCUAUCUAACCUGGAGAAUCUUAUGGUGGAACUUGGACAUGGAGAUCACAUCUUAUCCGAACGCAUCGAGGAAGUUUGGUUGAAUAUAAAGGAUCAAUGUGAAAUCUACAACAGAAUAAUAGGAGAAAUUUUGGAUCAGGUCGAUAGUGUGCAGGGAAGACAGGUAACCACGACGUCCGUCUCCUAG